UUCUAGAUUACUAAAAACAAUAUGCAAGAAUUCACAGUUGUAAUUGUUGGUGGUGGUCCUUCUGGCCUAGCAAUUUCAGCUUUACUAAUACAAAACUCAAUCUCUCACACUAUACUCGAAAAAGAAGAUUGUAAUGCUUCUCUUUGGAGGAAAAAUGCUUACGAUCGUCUAAACCUCCAUUUAGCUAGUGAGUUUUGCUCUUUACCUCUCGUGCCGCAUCCACCUUCAGGCCCAACAUACCUAACCAAAGAUCAAUUUCUCCAAUACAUAGAUGAAUAUGUCGAUCAUUUUGACAUAAAACCUCGUUAUUAUCGUGUCGUUGAGUCCGCUAACUACGAUAAUGUUCAAAACAAAUGGGUUGUUGAAGCCAAAAACACCCUAGAAGGUACCUUGGAAGUUUAUGGGGCAAAGUUUCUAGUCAUUGCCUCUGGCGAAAAUAGUGAAGGUUUUAUUCCCAAUGUUCAUGGAUUAGGGAAAUUUGAAGGAGAGGUGGUACACUCCAAGUACUACAAAUCUGGUUCAAAAUACAAAUCAAAAGAUGUUUUGGUUGUUGGCUGUGGUAACUCAGGAAUGGAGAUUGCAUAUGAUCUCCAUAACUGGGGUGCUAACACUUCCAUUGUCAUUCGAAAUCCGCUUCAUGUCUUCACCAGAGAUAUGAUUCGUAUAGGGAUGCGUUUGGUGCAAUAUUUUCCUGUUUAUAUUGCUGAUACAAUCAUUACAAUUCUAGCAAAGUUAAAAUAUGGUGAUCUGUCAAAAUACGGGAUUCAUCGUCCUAAAGAUGGACCUUUAUAUCUCAAAAACAGUACAGGAAAAUCUGCAGUUAUUGACGUAGGAACCAUUGAAAAGAUUAUGGAAGGAUCCAUAAAGGUCGUUCCUUCAGGUAUCAAGAAAAUCGAGAAGAAGAAUGUUAUCUUUGAAAACAAUAUGGAGAAAGAGUUUGAUGCCAUUGUUUUUGCUACCGGCUACAAAAGCGUAGCUAAUGAAUGGCUAAAGGAUUACAAAUAUGCGCUUAAUGAGAAAGGGUUCCCUAAAAAUCCUUUUCCGAAACAUUGGAAGGGAGAUCAUGGAUUGUACUGUGCAGGACUAGCAAGGAAAGGCUUUGUUUGGAGUAAAAAAGGAUGCUGAGGCAAUUGCAGAAGACAUCAACAAAACUCUUAAGUUGGAGAAUUAAGUAGUAUUAUUCAUUGAAUAAGUCUUUUAAGCCUUUUAGUUUCUACAGUAGUUAAGGAAAUCUAGGCCGAGAAUUGAAUAAAGAGUAGUUGUUUUGUGUUGUUAUUAUCUAGUUAUAAUAAGUAUUUAUAAUCAUUCUCUAGUUAAUAAAGUUUAUGGGUGUGUUUGUUUCAAGGUUUGAAAAAAUAUACACAGGAAUAUGAUUAUGGAAAUGCAAUAUUCCCAUGUUUGGUUCAAGUUUUACGAAAUUAUUCCAA
Messenger RNA from Lathyrus oleraceus (garden pea), 1427 nucleotides. Its product is annotated as probable indole-3-pyruvate monooxygenase YUCCA10. Bases 22 to 1125 code for a protein of 367 amino acids. Gene Ontology annotation, molecular function: N,N-dimethylaniline monooxygenase activity; flavin adenine dinucleotide binding; NADP binding. Lineage: Eukaryota; Viridiplantae; Streptophyta; Magnoliopsida; Fabales; Fabaceae. The record is from RefSeq and is a predicted model, not a curated record. The transcript has 3 exons.